CAUCUGAAGUCACACAUGAGAGUCCACACAGGAGAGAAACCAUUCAGUUGUGAGGAGUGUGGGAAAAGAUUUACACAACAGGGAAAUUUGAAGACACACAUGAGAUGCCACACAGGAGAGAAACCAUUCAGUUGUGAGGCGUGUGGGAAAAUAUUUACAAAGCAGGGACAUCUGAAGACACAUAUGAGAGGCCACACAGGCGAGAAACCAUUCAGUUGUGAGGAGUGUGGGAAAAGAUUUACACAACAGGGAAAUUUGAAGACACACAUGAGAGGCCACACAGGCGAGAAACCAUUCAGUUGUGAGGAGUGUGGGAAAAUAUUUACAAAUCAGGGACAUCUGAAGACACAUAUGAGAGGCCACACAGGCGAGAAACCAUUCAGUUGUGAUGAGUGUGGGAAAAGAUUUAAGCAACUAGGACAUUUGAAGAGACACAUGAGAGUCCACACAGGAGAGAAACCAUUUAGUUGUGAGGAGAGUGGGAAAAUAGUUACAAAUCAGGGACAUCUGAAAACACAUAUGAGAGGCCACACAGGCGAGAAACCAUUCAGUUGUGAGGAGUGUGGGAAAAGUUUUACACAACAGGGACAUCUGAAGACACAUGAGAGUCCACACAGGAGAGAAACCAUUCAGUUGUGA
Molecule: messenger RNA, 639 nt
Organism: Pseudoliparis swirei
Lineage: Eukaryota; Metazoa; Chordata; Actinopteri; Perciformes; Liparidae
Product: gastrula zinc finger protein XlCGF8.2DB-like
Exons: 1
Coding region: 16-639 (207 amino acids)
Biological process (GO): central nervous system development; regulation of transcription by RNA polymerase II
Cellular component (GO): nucleus
Molecular function (GO): RNA polymerase II cis-regulatory region sequence-specific DNA binding; DNA-binding transcription factor activity, RNA polymerase II-specific
Source: RefSeq, a predicted model, not a curated record